AUUAAAGAAAUUACCUUUAAAAUAAGCCCUAAAUGUUUAAAAUUUUGUUGAAACUUAAAAAAUAAUAUGAAAUUCAAUUAUAUUGUAGAGUACCGUUAGCAAAUUUAAAUAAUAAACGAACGGAAAUUAAAUAACUCGCAGCAAUUGUGUAUUUUUUUCUGGGGCCUAAAGAAAAGAGCAGCGAAAAAAUGUUUCAUUCGAUGACCACCACCACAACUACAGCAGAAGAAACGAGUUACUCGUAAAUUAUUGCUAAAUAAGGAGCAAAUUUACAGAAAAGAGAGCACUUUUAUAUUUUUAAUAGUAUAAUAUGGAAAAUAAUACACAAAAGAGAAGACGUUAUCAAAAGGACUUGGCACCCACAGAUGAUAUUCUAACAUUGAUACAUUUGGUGCGACAAAAUCCUACAUUGUAUAAUUAUAAAUUGCAGCCAAAUCAACGCAGGCGUAUAGAUAUUUUAAAUGGUUGGGCGGAAAUAGCAGCGGCCAUAGGAAACAAAUACACCGUCGAGGAAUGUCGCCGCAAAUGGAAAAAUCUACGCGACACAUAUCACCAAUAUCGUUUACGUAAACCCAAAAUGAGUGAUGGUCUUUCGAAGUGGCGCUACGCCAAAGAUAUGGAAUUUCUCUCGAAUGUCUAUCAACCGAAAUUAAAAUCUAAUCGUACCCAAAACUACAACACCACACCACAAGAUAAUCUCUUGCACAGCGUUUCGGAAAGUACUGACGAACACGAUCAUGUUGUGUCCCAGGAUAUGGUGCAUCCGAAUAUUAUAUCAGUCAAUGAUACGGACACAUUUAUUUUGACCACUUACGAAGAUGUAACACAUGACAACGAUGUCUCGCACGAGGAUCCCAAUAUGGUGUCGCAUAGUGAAUUGAAUCAUGACCAGAAUAGCAUGGAAGAUUGUGUGGAGAUAGUUAAGCAUGAACAGCACGUGACUUUGGAUGAUGAUGGCAAUACGGGCGGUGAGGUUGACUAUGAGGAGGUAUGUUUGUAUGAAGAGUCUGGCAAUACGCCGAGUGUGGAUUGUGAGACAAUUAUUGGGGCGGGAGCUGGUACAAAUUCGGCCAAUUCGGAUGAUACAAAAUUUCAAUAUAUCGAUGCAAACGAUUUCUGUAUAGCCUCAAUGAAUCCCACAAGAUCACAAUAUUCAAGUAGUGCUAGUAGUGUUAUUGGUGCGGCGGGAACUAUUAAAUUGAAAACAUUACCCAUGGUCAGUUCUUCGACUACUUCCACAGCCUCCUCAACGCUUGACUCUACAGCAUCCUGUGUUGCAAUCUCCUCUCCUUCUGUACACUUACAAACUCUACCCGAGCUUACUCCCUCGCCAGCAAUACCUCCGUCUACAACAACGGCCAGUACGCCUGCUACAUAUAUGUAUGCCUCUAUAAAUCCCACAAGAUCUCAAUAUAACAAUAAUAAUAACACGGGCAGUGUUAUUGGGCCAACGGGUACCAUUAAACUGAAAAACAUACCAACGGUCAGCUCCUCUACCACUGCUAUGCCCUCUACAUCAUCUACAACACUGGACUCUACAACGUCUUGUGGUACCAUAGCCUCCUCACCCUCAGUACAUAUACAAAAUCUGCCCGAAUUAACAGCCUCUCCCACAACACCCUCUACAACGCCCAUAGACACCAAGCAUGACGGCAAUUCCCUUCUAACCUCUGCAAAUACAAAUUCCCAACAAAUGCAACCUAUCUACGCAAAUACACCCUCCACUUCGUCGGUCAUGUCUUCGUCAGCCACAAUGUUUUGUAUUCAUCAACGUGAAGAAUGUGAUUUAUUUUUUGAUUUUCUUAAAAAGAAAAUCCAACGUUUUCCACCUGAAGAGAUCACCUCCAUACAAGUGGAAUUUCUUAAUUGCGUUUUGCGUCGAGAGGCAGAACAUGCCCAGAAAGCCCAACAACAACAACACCAACAGCAGCAUAAUUCUAUUCAUUAGUGAUCUUUUUUAGAUUUGUUUUCUAUACAAAAAACAAGGUUUCGUUAAAAACAAAAAUUAAAGUUUAAUAGAAAUUAUUGAUAUAUUAAAUAAAAACAUAAUUAAGUUUAAGUAACAAUAUUUUUAGUUUUGUUUAAAUAAAAUUAAUUUAAUUUGUAAAUGUAUAAAUAAAAUAAUGAAAAUUAAUAAAUUAAGGAAAUUUUAA
Messenger RNA from Calliphora vicina (urban bluebottle blowfly), 2153 nucleotides. RefSeq lists its product as uncharacterized. The coding region runs from base 311 to 1948 and encodes 545 amino acids. NCBI's taxonomy places the organism in Eukaryota, Metazoa, Arthropoda, Insecta, Diptera, Calliphoridae. The transcript is spliced from 3 exons. The record is from RefSeq and is a predicted model, not a curated record.